Aspergillus calidoustus is the source of this 498-nucleotide messenger RNA. The record is from the annotation of a GenBank genome assembly. NCBI's taxonomy places the organism in Eukaryota, Fungi, Ascomycota, Eurotiomycetes, Eurotiales, Aspergillaceae.
AUGUUCUUCGCAAAGUCUUCUCUCGCUGUCGCACUCUUUACCCUGAGCAACAUUGUUGCUGCUAGCACCCCUGCUUGCCUGCUCCAGGUUGUGGGUCCCGAAACUCCUGGUGAUCUCAAGGGCCUUUGCAAGACAAACGGCGAUGAGAUUCAGUCAUCUAUCAGGGACGUGUGCGGAGACGAUGCCAAGGAAGCUCUAAACUACUACUCCGAUGUUUGCGAGGAGGCUGGCUACGAAGUUGAGAUCGCCACGUCCACCUCUUCUUCCUCCUCCCACUCUAGCACCUCGUCCUCGGAUUCCGACUCAACCUCCACUGCCGGCGCAUCGUCCACCAGCUCUGCUAGCUCGACCUCCGACUCUGACUCUGACUCCGAGUCUGCUUCUGCCACCGAGAGCGGCGACAGCCCUAGCGAAACUAACGGUGCCUCUACUGACAAGCAAGUCUCUGCCGCUGCAUUUGCUGCCGUUGUUUUCCUUGGGUUCGCGGCUACGCUCUAA